This is a messenger RNA of Linum tenue, 466 nucleotides long. Lineage: Eukaryota; Viridiplantae; Streptophyta; Magnoliopsida; Malpighiales; Linaceae. The record is from the annotation of a GenBank genome assembly.
AUUUGGGAGAUAAGAACAUUUGUCCUUUAUUCAUCAUGUAAAUACACGACUUACAUAAGCACACACAUAUUAAUACCAUAUGUAUAUAUACACACAUACAUAUGUCUACUCCUCAAAGGAGAUUACAAUACAUAUACAAGAAUCCUAAGGAUUCUUGGGGUCGAAGUCAGGAUCAGAGAGGCAUUCAUCGGUCGCUAUGUCGGAGUACUCCUCCUCGUUCUCCGAUUCCUCAACUUCCUCUUCUUCCCCCAUACUCUCCAUCGAGUCCACAUGGGUGCCCAAAUCAUCCACAUUAGGACCCAUCGAGUACCAAUCAUAGAUGGGUAUUUCAUCUAGAGUCCAAUAAUUGGUUGGAUGCUCUCCACCAAUGCAAUUACACUGGGACACCCCAUCGAUUCAUAUAGAAGAUUUAUUCUACUGUGCCUUUUUUCUAUUAUCACACGAUAGCAUGCAAUACACAUGCAUG